UUCCAUUCUUCUUUGAAACCUUCGCCUGAUCAUUGAAUGCAGCUUCGUUUUCAUAAAUAGAGCAAAUACUUUUCACUUCUCUUCCCAGUCUCUGAGCUGAGUUUAUCGGCCAGGAUAGCCAUGGCUAUUCAUGGGGCGUGGAUUUUGAUUACGUUGAUGAGUAUUUGGUGCGUUGAAUCUAAGUAUAUGGUUUACAAUACUACGUCUAAGAUAGUUCCUGGGAAACUCAAUGUUCAUUUGGUUGCUCAUUCGCAUGAUGAUGUUGGUUGGUUAAAGACUGUUGAUCAGUACUACGUCGGGUCCAAUAAUUCCAUUCAGGGAGCUUGUGUUCAGAAUGUCUUGGAUUCUAUUGUGCCUGCAUUGUUAGCUGACAAGAACAGGAAGUUCAUUUACGCUGAACAGGCAUUUUUCCAGAGAUGGUGGAGAGAUCAGAGUGAAACCGUUCAAGAGAUUGUAAAGCAGCUCAUCAACUCUGGUCAACUUGAGUUAAUAAAUGGAGGAAUGUGCAUGCAUGAUGAAGCUGCCCCACACUACAUCGACAUGAUCGAUCAAACAACUCUCGGACAUCGAUUUAUCAAACAAGAAUUCAACAUCACCCCUAGGAUUGGUUGGCAAAUUGAUCCCUUUGGACAUUCUGCAGUGCAAGCUUAUUUGUUGAGUGCAGAGGUUGGAUUCGAUUCACUUUUCUUCGGGCGAAUUGAUUACCAAGACAGAGGUAAAAGGAAAGAUGAGAAGAGCCUUGAAGUUGUUUGGCGAGGAUCAAAGAGUCUUGGCUCAUCAGCACAGAUAUUUGCUGGUGCAUUCCCCAAGAAUUAUGAGCCUCCUAGUAAUUUCUACUAUGAAGUUAAUGAUGAUUCACCUAUUGUCCAGGAUAACAUGGAGCUGUUUGAUUACAAUGUCCCCGAGCGUGUGAAUGAGUUUGUAGCGGCUGCUUUGUCUCAGGCUAACAUAACUCGAACAAAUCAUGUGAUGUGGACUAUGGGAACAGAUUUCAAGUAUCAAUAUGCGCACACAUGGUUCCGGCAAAUGGACAAGUUCAUCCAUUAUGUUAAUCAAGAUGGACGUGUGAAUGCCCUAUAUUCAGCCCCAUCGAUAUAUACUGAUGCAAAAUAUGCAACAAAUGAGGCUUGGCCACUGAAGACUGAUGACUACUUUCCAUACGCAGACUAUAUAAAUGCCUACUGGACCGGAUAUUUUACUAGCAGGCCUGCACUCAAAGGCUAUGUUAGAAGAAUGAGUGGCUACUAUUUGGCAGCAAGACAAUUGGAAUUCUUUAAGGGAAAAAGUAAAGCCGGACCGAACACUGACUAUUUAGCGGAUGCUUUGGCUCUUGCUCAACAUCAUGAUGCAGUCAGUGGCACUUCAAAACAGCAUGUGGCUAAUGACUAUGCAAAAAGACUAUCCAUUGGCUAUGAGAAGGCUGCAAAAGUGGUGGAAACAUCACUUGCGUCUAUAACAAGGCCUUCUUCAAAGACUGAGAGUGGGAGCCCAGUGGCCAAAUUUCAGCAGUGUCUUCUUCUGAAUAUAAGUUAUUGUCCUGCGUCUGAGGUUGAUCUGUCAAAUGGCAAAAAUCUGGUGGUUGUUGUCUACAAUUCUUUGGGAUGGAAACGAGAGGAGGUUAUACGAAUUCCAGUUAUCGAUGAGAAUGUUAUCGUUAAGGAUCAUGGAGGAAACGAAAUCAAAUCACAGCUUCUACCUCUGCAAAAAGCUUCUUUGGACAUAAGAGAUUACUAUUCCAUGGCUUAUUUGGGGAAAUCCCCAAGUGUUACCCCGAAGUAUUGGCUUGCAUUUUCAGCAUCUGCACCUCCUCUUGGGCUUAACACUUACUUCAUCUCAAGCGGCCAACGAAAAGAAACAACCAUAGCAACUUCCUCAAAGUACCAUGUAGCAUACGGUUCUAAAGGUAAACAAAAAGAUGUAAUCGAAGUAGGGCCAGGCAACCUGAAACUUGUCUAUUACGCCAACCAACCAAAACUUAUUGGAUAUGUUAGUAGCAAAAAGAUGAUAAAAGAAUCUGUAAGGCAAUCAUAUAGCUUUUAUGCUGGCUCCACUGACAAAAAACAGGCCUCUGGAGCAUACAUCUUUCGACCAAACGGCACGUAUUCUACUAAACCUGAUGACCAGGCUUCUUUUACUAUUUUACGGGGACCUAUAUUGGAUGAAGUACAUCAGAGAAUCAAUUCGUGGAUAUAUCAGAUCACAAGAGUGUACAAGGAGAAGGAGUAUGCUGAAUUUGAGUUUACUGUUGGUCCUAUACCGAUCAAUGAUGGAAUUGGAAAAGAAGUUGUGACUCAGAUUUCAACACCUAUGAAAACCAACAAAACAUUCUAUACGGAUUCCAGUGGUCGAGAUUUCCUUGAACGGAUUCGAGACUAUCGAAAAGAUUGGACCUUAGACGUGAAUCAGCCUGUUGCAGGAAACUAUUACCCUAUUAAUCUUGGGAUGUAUAUGAAAGAUGACAAUAAGGAGCUUUCAGUCUUAGUUGAUCGAUCCGUGGGUGGAGCCAGCAUUAAGGAUGGUCAAUUGGAACUAAUGCUCCAUAGGAGGUUGCUUCGAGAUGAUGGAAGAGGUGUUGCAGAAGCCCUAAAUGAAACAGUUUGUGUACUAAAUGAGUGCAGUGGACUAACAAUCGUAGGAAAGUAUUACCUCAGAAUCGAUCCUCUCGGAGAGGGAGCGAAGUGGCGUCGAUCAUUUGGUCAGGAGAUUUACUCUCCAUUUCUCGUAGCCUUUACUGAGCAGGGAGGAGAUGGAUGGACUAAUUCCCACGUCUCAUCCUUUUCCGGGAUGGAUCCGUCCUAUGUUUUACCCGAUAAUGUUGCCAUGAUAACCCUCGAGGAAUUGGACAAUGGAAAAGUUCUUCUCCGGCUUGCACACUUAUACGAGGUUGGGGAGGACAAGGAUCUCUCAGUCAUGGCGUGGGUACAGCUUAAAAAAGUAUUCGUACAUAAGAAGAUAAAUAAAGUGACAGAGAUGAGUCUAUCUGCCAACCAAGGAAGAGCAGAAAUGGAAAGGAAAAGGCUGGUUUGGAAAGUGGAAGGCUCCUCCGAAGAAGCUCCAAAAGUGGUGAGAGGAGGACCGGUGGAUCCGGCGAAAUUGGUGGUAGAACUUGCUCCGAUGGAAAUCCGUACAUUCGUAAUGGAGUUGGACUAGAAGACAACAAGUAAGUUAUGUUCGGUGUUCCCGGACGAAAAAUGACAGAUGGAAUGGGACUGGUAGUUGGCAGUAAGAUUUGCUUUGAUGACUGUAUUUUGGUGUUUUUUUUUAAGGCCUCCAAAUUUCGGGUCGCUCAGGCAAACAGCCUGUUGUAACAUUAAAUAAACCAUAUUUUCGGUUUCUC
Hibiscus syriacus is the source of this 3337-nucleotide messenger RNA. Its product is annotated as probable alpha-mannosidase At5g13980. The record is from RefSeq and is a predicted model, not a curated record. Gene Ontology annotation, molecular function: carbohydrate binding; alpha-mannosidase activity. NCBI's taxonomy places the organism in Eukaryota, Viridiplantae, Streptophyta, Magnoliopsida, Malvales, Malvaceae. The transcript is spliced from 29 exons. The coding region runs from base 121 to 3150 and encodes 1009 amino acids. Gene Ontology annotation, biological process: mannose metabolic process.